AGAAUCAUCAGCGACUCUGCGGAAUCUGUGAAGGAGUCCACUAGGGAGAAUACCAGUGCCCGUUUCUUUCAGUUGGACGUCGUGAAUCAUGCGGAAGCUAGUAAGUUUGUUGUGUGGCGCCCUCACCAUUGCUUGUUUGCUGCCGGUUUUCGUAUCCGCUCUGCCGCGCAGUGUUAGACCGAUGCUAGGAUGGCAGCAGCCGUCUUCCUUGCCUCAGAAGGGCGUCGCGUCCUCGCCAUGGAACCCAGCACCUGCCCCUAGCCGGCCACAGGUAGCCAAGGGCGAAAGCGAACGACGACCGGAUAUCACCUCGAUAAAGGUUAUCUGCCACCCAGACUACAUGGAGAUCCAGAUGGACGCUGAUCUACUGGGCAUCGGUGUCCCAGCUGAUGUGGAGGACAUCCGGCUGGGCAAGAGUGACCAGGAGGCGUGCAGGGCCAUUCCUUCGGAGUCGGGGAAGUUCGUCAUCGCUGCCGCGCUGACUGACUGUGGUACGGAGCAUGUGAUCACUGCUGAACAGUUGCUCUACAAAAACACCCUGGACUACUCGCCUCCCCUCCUCCUCGGCGGCGUGAUCCGAACUCAACCGGCAUCCUUUCCCAUUGAGUGCUACUACAAAAGGAAGUUUAACCUGAGCAGCAUCCCUGUGAUGCCCACCUGGGUGCCCUUCCUGUCCACGCGCGCUGACGAGGGCCAGCUGGCCUUCUCCCUCCACCUCAUGACCGAUGACUGGGCGUUCCGAAGGGCCUCUGCCACAUACUACCUGAGUGAUGUCAUCAACAUCGAGGCCUCGGUCGAGCAGUUCAACCAUAACCCCAUGCGGGUGUUUGUUGACCACUGUGUUGCCACGGUGACCCCUGCGGCUGAUUCUGUGCCCCGAUAUGACUUCGUUGAGCAGGGGUGCAUGAUGGACAGCUUCCUGACGGGGUCCAGCUCCCAGUUCCUUCCACGUCUUCAGAACGACAAGCUCCGGUUCCAACUCGAUGCCUUCCGGUUCCACCAGGAGGAACGCAGUGAGCUGUACAUCUCGUGUUUGCUGAGGGCAGAGACUGGAGCGGAGAUGGACGGUGUGUGCCGCGCUUGCUCCUUCGUGGACAACAGGUGGCAGUCUGCUGACAGUGAGGACUGGCUCUGUGACGGCUGUGUGGCAAUGCCUGGCUCUGCAUCCAAUCAGAAGACCUCCGCGCCAGCACCCCAGAGUUCUGCUGGUAGCCGUGGCAGCAGCAGCAGCAGCAGCGCCAUGGUCCAUCUCAGGCCCAGGUCUGCGUCCAAUCAGGACUCCACCAGAGGUUGGGAGAAAGAGGAGCGUGUGGGUCCAAUCUCUGUGAUGAAAAAGACCAAACGACCACUGGCACAACCAGAAGCACCUGAAGCAAUGCAGGGCCUCCCACAGCCCAUGCCAGAAAUGAAAAUGGCCGCCUCUGCCAAACCGGGACCAAGAGGUUAUUCUCCCAGCAGUGAUGGUCUCCCCAGAGAGCUUGACAAGCCAGUUACCCAAAGCCCAGAUGACGGAAAUGUCAACCAGUUCUUUGACCUGUGGAAAAAGCAUGCGUCCUCUAAAGACUGGGCUGAAUUGAUGGGGAUUUUGCAGAAGGCAUCUUCGCCUGCCGUGACCACCGCAGAGCCCUCCACAGCGGCCCCAGUGACCGGUGAGGAGCCAGUGGCCUUGGAGGAGGAACCAUCUGCUGCUCCCACUCCUCUGCCACUCAGCCGAGGGUUCAAAAUGGCUGACCUGAAGCUUGACGAAGCUCCACUCAAAGAGGAUGUGGCGACGUCGGGCAAUAAAGACAAAGAUUCCGUCAGGAGAUGACACUAGUUUUCCAAUCUUGCAAGCUUCCAUGGUUUGAGAAAUAAAUGUUCCAAACUGA
Molecule: messenger RNA, 1868 nt
Organism: Sardina pilchardus (European sardine)
Lineage: Eukaryota; Metazoa; Chordata; Actinopteri; Clupeiformes; Clupeidae
Product: zona pellucida sperm-binding protein 3-like
Exons: 11
Coding region: 89-1810 (573 amino acids)
Source: RefSeq, a predicted model, not a curated record